CGCGCAAGUACCCCCUAUCCAUAGGCAGUCCUUCAGCGAUCUCGAAGCGAGUCCAGGCCAUCAGCUCUCCAAGCAUACUGGAGACAGGGUUGCUGCACUCCACUCCCCCCGGUAUUCCUUGGCUGACCAUCACCUCAUCCAGCAGCACUUGAUCGACAGCACAGAUGGGUCGGCAGGGUGUCCUCCUCGGUGCGGACACACAGCGGCUGCCGGUCCAGCCCAUUCUCGAAAUCAUCCCUCGUCCUCCGACUGCACCCAAGCCAUCGACCGCCCCGCAUUCGCACACCUUCCCCGUCUAUACCGGGAUCCUCCCGGCCUCGGCUGUUCCUCCCCGGAUCUCGGGACAGGCGCGACAGGGCUCAUGGGCCCUGGUCUCGAGUGCGGUUCUUGCCCGCGACCCAAACGCACUCAAGGAGAUCCGGCCGAAUCUCGAAAGCGCCUUGGCUCGGUCCGGCACCAUCUAUGAGUCGGCCUUCUCGAGCGAGUCCGUCAACCAGAUCGCGGACAACCGGGCCUCCCAGGCCGAAAAGGGCCGCUCGAUGUCGACCAUGCAAGAUCCCGGUGCCGGGAGCUCUGAGGCCCGGUACUCGGCUGUCAAGAGCUUGCUCUCACAAGAGUCGGCACCGCUCCUGACCUCGGAUGAUGACACCAGCAGCGACCUGCCUCCCGACCCGGCGCUGGCCGAGAAGGAAAACAUCCGGCGGCUCUGUGAGUCGCGAUACAUCAUGCCCAACCUCCUCGAGAGCAAGCUGCGACGAGAGGCGCUCCUGGAGCGUGAGAAGCGACAUCCCGAUGGACUGCACACCCGCAUCCUCUAUGCCAACUAUAUCAACACACCGAUCCGGCGGCCCAAGCGCGGGUCCGUUCCCACUCUCGCCCUCGAGGACAAGAACAGCAAGGAAGAGUCGGUCAAGAAGAACGACGGCAAGAAGCGGCGCCAGUACAAGAAGCUGCAGCUCGGGCCGAUGCGGUUUGCCAAUAAGCCUAAGGAGAGCGGGCCGGUGCAUGAUCCGUCUCCGUCCAUCUCGGAUCGCAGCUUCGACAGCACUGGCGAUGUCAGCGGUGCCGUGCCCGGAUCCAAGGCAAGCCAUGCCGGUAUCGGGCGACGCAGCAACGCUCCAAAGUCCCUCAAGUCCAACGUCAACCUGAUCCGCCUCAGUCUCAAGAUGCGGCGUGCGCCAGGAAGCACCCUCCAAGAGUCGACCUCGACCCAGGAGCCGAUUGCCGAGGAAAGACAGCGGCGAACCGGCUCGCGGCCUGUGUCUAGCAAAAUCAUGCGGCCGCCGUUCGUCGCAGCUGCAACCGAGGAGGCAGGGCGGUCGAGCCGGUCUGGAUCGGCCCGAACCAGCAUCCUCGCGCACGAUAUCCGCCAGCGGAUCCGCAAUUCGUCCUUCAAGAGCAGCAUGUCGGCCUCGAGCAGCUACAACGGCGCCAACGGCGCAGCGGUUGCUCCUCGACACCGGGCUGGUUCCAGCAUGGCCGAUACGAUCACGCUGGCGAUGCUGACCAAACGAGUCAGCUCGGCCGAAGGCACCCGCAAGCGCCGACGCAACGCCGUGAAGGGCCAUGCGGCAGACACCGAGAUGCGCAAGUACCAGCUCGAGGAGGUUGACCGCAUCGUCGAGGCCUUCCACCGACAGGGCAUGUCGAUCAGCCGGCGGGUGGUCGAGCGAGCCAUCCUCGUGCCCGAGGAGAUCCUGCAUGCGGCGCCCAAGGCCGUCAAGGUCGUCAAGGCCAAGCCCAAGCGCAUCCCAAUGCAUCUGCGGCAGCGGGUGAUGGAGAGCAGCGACAGCGACAGCGACGAGGCCGACCGCUACCCGACCAAGGUGCACGAGCCCUUGAGCCUCAAUUCGAUUGUGGUGAGGCCGCGGCUGCGGAAGGUCGACUCGGAGUCGCGGCUGGUGACGAACCGGGGACGCACCAACAACUGGUGGACGGUCGACGAAUACAAGGUGCUGAAGAAGGGCUGGGAGAAGCUCACCGAGGAACACCGGCGCGAGCGGGUCAACCGGGCCUUCCGCCGCAAGUACAUGAUCAUGCCCUUCAACUCGUACAUCCGCAGCCGGCCCUCGACCGCCGAUGCAGCCGUGCGUGGCUCCAAGUACAAGCGGCCGGCUGCAGACAGCCUCGACUCGCUGGCACACAAGCCGCAGGACCGCAAGGACUAUGGCCGAAGCAUCCACAAGCUGAUCCACGGACGCAUGCAGGAUGGUCAGGGCAACUGGUUCCCGUCGCUGACUCGCGGCCGGCCGCUUCCACAGAUCACGACCGAGAACCGAGCAUCGAGCCCGGGAGGCGGAGGCGACGCUCGGUCAAUCUUUCGGUCGGCAUCGGCGGCGACGGCACCGCGCUCGCAAUGCUCGUCAGGCGGUGGACGAUACAGCAAGCUACCGGACGUGCAGGUGUAUGGCCAGGAUCCGGCGCUGAAUGCGGACUUGCUUGUGGGCGAACAUACCCGGCGGUCCACAUCGGCGUCGUCGAUGUAUACCCAGAGCGCAUUCUCCAAGUACCGACCCAACGUGCUCGCACCGACGCCUGUUCCGCCCGACGACUGAUGCCGAGGGUCAAAUACAGAGGUGGACUGCGUGCGUGCAAGAGACGCUGGAGCUGCGAACCGCGCGGACGAUGCCAGGGUCAUGAGUCUUGCGUCCGUGCCGGGGUCGCGAUGCUCACGGGAGAUUCGA
Polychytrium aggregatum is the source of this 2684-nucleotide messenger RNA. RefSeq lists its product as uncharacterized. The coding region runs from base 165 to 2555 and encodes 796 amino acids. The record is from RefSeq and is a predicted model, not a curated record. NCBI's taxonomy places the organism in Eukaryota, Fungi, Chytridiomycota, Chytridiomycetes, Polychytriales. The transcript has a single exon.